AGUGGGGAGGUGUGGCCACAUGGCUCUCAUGACAGGUAGGCAGGGAGGAGCUAGAUUACCUGUGCAGAGCUGACAGUCAGUGCAUAGUGAACACUGCACCUGUUGCACUUCCCAGGCUCUCCCUCUCUCUCUCUCUCUGUUUCUUUCUCCCUCUUCCUGUCCCUUUCUCUUCCCCUUCUUUUCUCCUUGACUGCUCUGAAAGAGGACGCUGACGGCCUCACCAUGGAUCCCAACGAGGCCAGCGGGGGUGAGAAGGAGAAGGAAAAAGAGAAGGAGAAAGUGAUAAAGAGGAGGAACCGGCCCGUGUUCCUGCGUUACCUGGAGAGGAGAAAGACGGACACUAUUGUGGCUGAGGACUCGGCCAAAGGGGACUUCAACCUGGGGACGCUGGUGAGGAGGAGUCAGUCUGACAAGACGGAGUACAGCGCUAAACUUAAAGAGAAAAUGACACCACACGACCUGUCCACACCCCCCUCUCCAGCACUGGACCCGGAGGAGGUCCGUUUCAGGAAGAUGAACCGAAGGGCAAAGGUCAUUCAGGAGCUCGUGCAGACUGAGAAGGACUUCCUCACAGACCUGGAGCUGUGCAUUAGAGAGGUGGUCCAGCCUCUACGGAAUCUGCAGAUUGUGGAUGUAGACAGGUUGUUCACCAACACAGAGACAGUGUGUGAAGUAUCUGCAGCACUCCUUAACAGACUGCAUGAGGCCAUCGCUGAGCCUGAUCCAGAGGCAGUUGUCAUAGGAGAAAUAUUCAUCCAGGCGAAGGGAGCUUUAGAAGAUGUAUUUAAGAUUUACUGUUACCAUCACGAUGAUGCCAACAUGUCACUCAAAUCCUAUGUGAAAGUGGAAGAAAUAAAGCAACAUUUCAACACAUGUAUAUUAGCUCUAAAGAAAAUCUACGACCUAGAAGGGAAACCUAACUUGCUGGACAUGGGUUCACUGCUCAUCAAACCGGUCCAGAGGAUCAUGAAGUACCCUUUGCUGCUCGGCGAGCUGUGGCAUGCCACACCUGAAGACCACCCUGACUAUCACCCGCUGCAGGAGGCGUUCACUGCAGCCAAGAUCAUCAAUGUUAACAUCAACGAGUUCAAGAGACGCAAAGAUAUAGUUAUGAAGUACAAGAGGUUGGAGGAUGAAGGCACACUGAGGGGAAAACUAAACAAGUUCAACAUCCACUCUAUCCGGAAGAAAGGUGACAGGUUUGCCGGCUAUCUCAAGAUCCUCACUGGAGUUGAACCACAGGUGAGAGAUGAAAUAUUUGAUAAAGAGGAGAAGUUGUUCAGAAGUCUGGAGAAGGCUGUGAGGCAGCUGGUCAAGAAUGUUCAAUGGUACCUGCAGCACACUCAGGAGAUGGUGUCUGUAGCUGUUCAGAAUGUCCAGGACAUGGAGGACAUCAUCAAGGAUCCAAACGGCUCUUCAGACAUUAAUGGAAAUGACCCCUAUAAGCACUAUAAAGACAGUAUGGAGCGCUUGGUCCUCGCCCCCCUCUCCUCCCUGCAGGGCAUGUUCACAGCCCCACAGAAGCUCAUCCAGAAGCGUUAUGACAAACUGCUGGAUUACUGCAGCCGCCUGGAGCGCUCUUCUUCUUUUUCAUCCUCUUCCACGACGUCCACCACUUCUUCCUCCCCUUCACUGGUGUCAGACCCGCCUGGUCCCGCUAGGAGAGACUAUGAAGCUAUCAAUGCCUUGCUAGUGGAGGAGUUACAGAAGUUCAACAUGGCCGCCUAUACUAUCCUGACCAACUGUGUGGUGUAUCUAGUGGCCCUACUCCGAGGGCUGAUGGAUAACAUACUACUCCGUUCCCCACCCAUACAACAGCUACCAGCUCCAUUGUCAAACAUUGCUGAAGUGCAGAACAGCAUCAUGGAUGAGCUGAACAAUCUGACCUUUGUCAAGGACAAUGCACAGAAGUUGAUGGAGCGAAAAGUCAGCUUUGAGAGACAACGAGACAAGAAAAUAGCAAUGCCAGAGGUGCAGCAUCAAACUGAGGAACAGCGAGUCUGGCUGCUGGCAGAAUACCCAGUGAGCCGUCUCUACCAGCUGAAGAGGAAGUGUAACGGCUGCCAGGAGCAGGACCUCAGUCUGCUGGAGGGAGAGCUGGUAGGCCUGCUGGAGGGCACGGACCCAUUAGGCAGCAGUAGCCGCUGGCUCGUUCACACUGGAGGUACACAGGGCUAUGUCUACUCCACCUUCCUGAAGCAGUACAACCCUCUGAGGGACUCCCAGCGGGGAGGCCAGAUGGCAAAAGAGCAGCAACAGCAACAGCCGCCUGCCAUGGUGGACGAGGACUUUGAUGACCUUAGCCUGUUUGUGUCAGGCAGUGGCAGCAGCAGCCUGCGCAGCUUCAACCUCAACACCACUGACAGCGGCUCAACCCUCUCUGGACUGCAGGGGGAGCCAGAGAGCCUCGAUGAUCUGGAGGAAAACGUGGACACAGAUGCUCAGCAGUUUUAUGCCGUCUAUGCAUUUCAAGCACGCUGUGACCAGGAGUUGACCUUGCAGGAGUACCAGCAUGUCCGCAUCCUUCAGUUCUGUGACCUGGGAGGCAAUAAGGAUUGGUGGUUAGCUGAGGCCAACGGACAGAAGGGAUACGUCCCUGCCAACUACCUCGGCAGGAUGUCCUACGCAUAAAUAGAGGCACUGUUUUCAUCCGUAUCACAAUAAGAAAAGCAAACCAACUUGUAGCAUUUUUAAACAAACUCACGUACACUUUCAUACAUAAUUGUAAUAGUCCUGACGGUAAAACAUGUGACAUUUCUGCAUUGUGGAAGUCAAGAUUGCACAAAGUAUCACUAGAUCUUAUAUGUCUCAUACCAAAAGUGUUGAAACUGCUUUGCCUUCAGAAGAUCAUAACAAGAGAGCUCACCAAUGGGAUUUAACCAGUAAUCUGUAAUUAACACAAACAAUGGAAGGAAAAUACAGGGCACUGUGCCGAGCACUUUUUUUACUUCAGUGUUGGUGAGUUUAUAUUGAUAAUGAAGAGAUUUAUAAAUGAAGUUAAUUUUGUAUGUGAACUGAUUCAUACAUGAAGAAUGUAUAUUUAAUGUGAAAUGAAGAAAUCUAUGAUGUCAACAUUUAUAUUUUAACAAUUACGUAAUGAAUAAACGUGAUCCGUUCUCCAUUUGUCCUGCAGAAUA
Anoplopoma fimbria (sablefish) is the source of this 3137-nucleotide messenger RNA. It is a transcript of the gene arhgef38, whose product is annotated as Rho guanine nucleotide exchange factor (GEF) 38. Bases 223 to 2631 code for a protein of 802 amino acids. Gene Ontology annotation, cellular component: cytoplasm. NCBI's taxonomy places the organism in Eukaryota, Metazoa, Chordata, Actinopteri, Perciformes, Anoplopomatidae. Gene Ontology annotation, biological process: intracellular signal transduction. The transcript is spliced from 14 exons. Gene Ontology annotation, molecular function: protein binding; guanyl-nucleotide exchange factor activity. The record is from RefSeq and is a predicted model, not a curated record.